This is a messenger RNA of Schistocerca piceifrons (Central American locust), 2412 nucleotides long. RefSeq names its product ubiquitin domain-containing protein 1. Gene Ontology annotation, molecular function: protein binding. The coding region runs from base 120 to 833 and encodes 237 amino acids. Lineage: Eukaryota; Metazoa; Arthropoda; Insecta; Orthoptera; Acrididae. The record is from RefSeq and is a predicted model, not a curated record. The transcript is spliced from 5 exons.
AACAGUGAUGCGCAAAUGUCGCUUUGUCAAAGAAAUGGGUACGGUCAGAAAAUGGUUCGCGAAGCAUGCGAAAUGCUGAAAAAUAUAUUUGAAAUGCCUUUAGUUAAUGGGCAUUCAGAAUGGGAGGAUGUAUAGGAAUUAGGAGGAAUAGAGAUGACGCCACAGAAGAUAUUUCAGGCAAUAUAACGAGGCCAAAUUCAGGAAACACCCGUAAGAACCAUCCCCUGUGUCAUGAGACAAUUCGGUGGAAGUCUGAUGUGCCAUUGACAGAAGGACAAUUGCGAAGCAAAAGGGAUGAGUUCUGGGACACAGCACCAGCUUUUGACGGUCGGAAGGAGAUUUGGGAUGCCUUACGAGCUGCAGCGGUAGCAGCAGAAUCAUCAGAUUAUGAACUUGCGCAAGCCAUCCUAGAUGGGGCGAACAUAUCAGUUCCUAAUGGUUUCUUGACUGAAUGCUAUGAUGAGCUUGGCACUCGUUACCAAGUGCCUGUGUAUUGUUUGUCGUAUCCCAUCAACAUUGUGAAAGAAGAUAAUGGUAGAGAUUCCCCAGCAGAAUGCUCAGAACCAGUUGAUGGAGGCUUGGAAAUGAUUUUGAAGCUAAGGCUGUCUUCUACGUGCACUGAUGUCAAACUUACAGUGUCGACGAGAGAUACUAUUGGAAUGGCAAAAAGAAAAUUGCAGUUGCAGGAAGGUCUCGAACCUUCUCGCCAGCGAUGGUUUUUUGGUGGGAAACUCCUUGGUGACAAGCUUCGCAUUGAAGAGACGAAAGUUUUACCCGGAUAUGUUGUGCAAGUAAUUGUCAAUAAUGACCAGACAUCUGCUGCAGAGACUUGAACUGUAUCUUCAAAGUGACCUUUUCAUUUUUAAAAAGGAGUUUAGAUUUGUUAUAAUGGUUGGCAUAAAAGAACAAUGACUGUUAUUUCCUAAUAGAUAUGUACAUGUGUGUAUGUGAGGUAUAAAGGUGUGUCUAAUAUGAAAACGGGUGUAUAUUGUUUACUAAUCACAUCUGUAAGUUGUGUAAUGUUGUGAAUUUUCUAAAAACUGCAAUUAUAUUGCAUUCUUCUUGCACAGAAGUCUCAGUUUUUAUCGGCCUUAUUUUAAUGGUAUACUAAAGAGGCAGAAAAUGCUGUGAUAAUGGAUACUCACAAAAUACCAUGCACAGAGGAACAUUGUGAGUCCUUUAUUUCACAAUGAAACUCCAUUUUCUCUUUGCUAAGUUUGUAGUUUCAAAUUUUAUUAUGCAGACAGAGUGUAAUUAACAGAUUCACUGUAUCAGACAGCAAAACUUGCUUUUCCAACAAGCACUGUUUCCAGGAGUAGUAAUUGUUCUAGUCUUAAUAUUUCUUAGUGUUGCUUUCACAAACUACUGACAGUGAAUAUGAAUAGUUUUAUCACUUCAUUGCUUUUGGAGCUGAUUAUUCUGAGACUUUAUUUUUGUUACAGUGUUAAUAUUUUUUCCUGUUUUACAUGGUGCAGGGAUUUGUCAUUUCACAAUUGCUGAUUAUAAAUUAGCAUUUCAUAGGUAUUAUUUGUGUCAGAAGCCUCUCAUCAUACGUGUCUCAUUAGACAUGUUUGAAAAUACUACAGAGGGUUCUGUAGUUUUCUGUGAUGAUUUAAUGUUUGGUCUUAUAUAAUAGCAUAAAACUAGUUCAGUCAUUGCUUUUUAUUUAUGCAGAAGCAAGGUUUUGAUUUAUGCAAGAGCAAAGAAGUCUGUGUUCAGAUCAGUGCCAAACAAGCAUUCCAAUCAACAUUACACAGUUUUUGUGCCUAAGAAAUAAAUGUAAAUACAGCUGUGUCUGUGUAUGUUUAAAACUAGACUGAAACAGAUGCUCUCCUUAGUAUGGCUGCAUUGAAAUUUAGGUGUCAGGUUCAAAACCUGUUUCUGACAAGAUUUCAGUUUUUAAUUUUUGGAAGAAAAUUAGAUUCCUCUCAUCAUAACUAGAGUGACAAAAUAUGGAAGGAAAAGCUGUUGAUGGAAAAAAAAUAUUUACUUAUGUUUUUUGAUUUGUGUGUAGUUUUCAAAAGUGCAGUGAUGUGCAGUUGUUGGAAGUGACAAUAAUACACAGUUGAGUUUGACUUGCUUGUCACAGGAGAAACAGAAGUUCUUCCUAGUUUGUCACUUUCAGAACUUUUGAGAAACCACUAAGGAAUAACCACCCACAAUGCCAUUUAUAAUGUAAUUAGUGGCAUUUUCCUUUCCCAGCUUGUUGUGUUUGUUAUGAGGAGGAUGGCAAUUUGGCAAAAUAAUGAGUUACAAUAAGGGCUGGCCAAGUUAAAAGAUCUUUUAUUUUUAAUGAUGUACUUACAUUUUGAGUAUCACUUCUGUACAUUGCAGUUUCUCAGGUAAUUUUAUCUUUGUAACUGUGGCAUGUAACAUAAAUUUCGUAAAUAAAUCAUUUACUGAAUGCCCUCA